GCAGGGAGGGGGCGACGGCCGCGGUGACGCUGCUGCGGCGGGCGGGCGGCGGCGCGUGAGGCGCGCGAUUUCCCGUCUUGGGAGCAGUGCCCCGGCCCCCGCCGCUCCUCCGCCGCCAUGUCGGGCCGGUCGGUCCGGGCCGAGACCCGCAGCCGGGCCAAGGACGACAUCAAGAAGGUGAUGGCGGCCAUCGAGAAAGUGCGGAAAUGGGAGAAAAAGUGGGUGACUGUGGGUGACACGUCCCUUAGGAUAUUUAAGUGGGUUCCUGUGACAGACAGCAAGGAGAAAGAAAAGUCAAAAUCGAACAGUUCAGCAGCCCGGGAACCUAAUGGCUUUCCCUCUGAUGCCUCAGCCAAUUCCUCUCUCCUUCUUGAAUUCCAGGAUGAAAACAGCAAUCAGAGUUCUGUGUCCGACGUCUAUCAACUCAAGGUGGACAGCAGCACCAACUCGAGCCCCAGCCCCCAGCAGAGCGAGUCCCUGAGCCCCGCACACACCUCUGACUUCCGCACAGACGACUCCCAGCCCCCUACUCUGGGCCAGGAGAUCCUUGAGGAGCCCUCCCUGCCCGCCUCAGAAGUUGCUGAUGAACCUCCCACCCUCACAAAGGAAGAACCAGUUCCACUAGAGACGCAGAUUGCUGAGGAAGAGGAAGACUCAGGUGCUCCGCCCCUGAAACGCUUUUGUGUGGACCAACCUGCUGUGCCGCAGACAACGUCAGAAAGCUAGCACCAUCCUGUGCCCUUCACCUCCUGACCCCCUGCCUCUAUUUAUUGCAUUCUGGUUCUGGCCGUGCUGUGUUGCUGGGGUAAGGGCAAGCCCUGGGGCCCAGAGCCUGCACAUAGGAACCUUCUGGGCUGGAAGGCCGACACUGGACUUGGGUGGUAGCGUCAUCUUCCUGUCCCUGGCAUCUGUGUCUGCUUGCUCUUGGGAAGAGGAGCACUCAUGUCCUUUUUCCACCUCAAGUAGGCUGGAGGUUCAGCCAUCCCAAGCUUCAUCUGUCACCUCCAGCUAGCGGUCUCUGCUCUAGAACCUCUGGAUGGAGCUGCUGGCGCUUCUACAAGAGGAAAGAGAUGUGGAAGGCGCCCUCUAGAGAAGAGAGGGCUUAGGGCUACUUGAACUUGAAUGGAGAUUGUAGAUUCAUGGACUUUCCCUGGGGCUAGGGGCCCUGUAGGCUGCUGUUGAAGGCCUGGGUAGAGAUUUUGGAGGGAAGGGAAGGGCUUUUCUCUACAGGAGGGCAGAAAAGUCCAUAUAGAUUUCUUGCUGUCCUUGCGCUUCUGCCCAUUCCUGAGGUUAUCCUGCCUCUCGUGGGCUGUCUAGCUGCUGACAGUUCUUUGUCCCUUACCGUAACCAUCCCCUUCCCCCAACACACACACAUGCACACAUGCAGCCUUCCCUGUUUUCAACUGCACAUUUCAUUCCGGCCUCCCCUGCCUCCUGCCACAAACUCCCCCAGCAAGAAUUUGAGGUUCUGACAACAAUACCCAUCCCCCACAGUACUCCUUCAGCUCAGACUUUCUAGAAAGUUCCCUUUUCUUUGAAAUCUGCAUGUUUAAUUGAACUUUAUGAUUUUAUUUUUUGUUUCAAAAAUUUAAGAAAAUGGAAAUGGGCAACAGUGAGUGAAGACAUAUUUUAGCACUGAAUAGAAUAUUUUUAAAAUUAAACUAUUUGAAAUAUG
Molecule: messenger RNA, 1675 nt
Organism: Equus quagga
Lineage: Eukaryota; Metazoa; Chordata; Mammalia; Perissodactyla; Equidae
Gene: BCL7B
Product: BAF chromatin remodeling complex subunit BCL7B
Exons: 6
Coding region: 118-726 (202 amino acids)
Source: RefSeq, a predicted model, not a curated record